GCUCUUCGUGAGGGAGCCGACAAGGGAGGCACUCAGGAGUCAGGAACUGAGUCUGAGGCUCAGGAAGCAACUCAAAGGGCGCUCUUCUAUAGCAUCGAGUUGUCCAUCUGCUACGAUUGACACAGAGAGAGCUGCAACUUUUGCAUCUUGUCAUGGAGGACUCACAUCAGCUCCCGCACGCGGCUGAGCCGCACGAUGCUCUGCGCUUUGGGCUUCCUACAUUCAAGCAGGAUGCUUUGCCCGCGCAUCCGGUGGAAACAAUGACAAAGAAUUUUCCCAAGCAGCAAUCGACGCUGAAGCAGACGCUCCUGACAAACGCGUAUGGCGCCGCCCUGCCGAUGCGCAUGGAGAUUGAGCGGCAAUACCUGUCCAGGCCUCAUCGGUUACCGGGCAUGCCAGAUUCGCGCGUGAGCCUAGACUCCAUGACGGGGGAUCUGGACAACUUCGGCUUCGAGGACUAUCUCAAUCUGCCUUCCGAGCGGGAGUCGCAAAACGCGGCAGUGGACCCCCACUAUGUGAUGGAGGCCCGCAUGGGCAUGGUGCCCAAACCUUCGUCUAUUUUGCGGUAGUGCCAGGUUUUCUUAAGCGGUUCCCAUUCCUUGUUCUGUACAUGAUCCUCGUCAAAACUCACUCAACACAAGCAAUGCUUCGCUUGCGCCUUGCCACGAGUCAAACAUAUCUCAAGCAAAUGUCAGCCGGAUACAAAUCCCUGCGUCACCUGCUUUUGUCCACCUUGUGUUCAACUGCAUGUGGUCUCAAAUUGUCGGUG
Klebsormidium nitens is the source of this 769-nucleotide messenger RNA. NCBI's taxonomy places the organism in Eukaryota, Viridiplantae, Streptophyta, Klebsormidiophyceae, Klebsormidiales, Klebsormidiaceae. The record is from the annotation of a GenBank genome assembly.